GCGGGGAGGUGGGACCGGGAGAGGGGUGGCCGUGGGGCCCGGCCGGGCUGGGGCGGGGGGCCGCAGCCAUGAUCCGGGCCUUCUCGUUCCCGGUGAGCCCCGAACGGGGCCGGCUGCGGGGCUGGCUGGAGGGCAGCCUGGCCGGGCUCUGCGAGUUGCAUUGGCUCCGAGAGAGGCAGGAGUACCGCGUGCAGCAGGCGCUGCGGCUGGCCCAGCCCGGAAUGGGGGGCCCUGAGGCCGAGGACGAGGAGGACGCCGACGAGGACGAAGAUGCGGCGGCGGCGCGCCGGGCCGCAGCGGCCCUAGAGGAGCAGCUGGAGGCCUUGCCUGGACUCAUCUGGGACCUGGGCCAACAGCUGGGAGACCUGAGCCUGGAGUCUGGGGGCCUGGAACAGGAGAGCGGGCGCAGCUCAGGCUUCUAUGAAGACCCCAGUUCCACAGGAGGUCCAGACUCACCACCCUCAACCUUCUGCGGGGACAGUGGCUUCUCUGGAUCUGGCUCCUAUGGACGCCUGGGUCCCUCUGAACCCCGAGGCAUCUAUGCUAGCGAGAGGCCCAAGUCCCUAGGAGACGCCAGUCCCAGCGCUCCCGAGUCGGUGGGCGCGCGGGCCGCGGUGCCGCGGUCCUUCUCUGCGCCCUACCCGACGGCGGGGUCCGCGGGGCCGGAAGCCUGCUCCUCUGCGGAGCGCCGCGCCCGCGCGGGGCCCUUUCUGACGCCCAGUCCCCUGCACGCCGUGGCGCUGCGCAGCCCGCGGCCCUGCAGCCGUGCUCCUGCCAACUCGCCGGACCCGGUGGGCACCGGGCGGCCCCUGGACGGCUACAUCUCGGCGCUCCUGCGCAGGCGCCGCCGCCGGGGGGCGGGCCAGCCCCGGACGAGUCCCGGGGGCGCGGACGGGGGUCCGCGGCGCCAGAACAGCGUGCGCCAGCGGCCGCCCGACGCGUCCCCGCCCCCCGGGGGCGCGCGGCCCGCAAGGGAGCCCUCGGUGGAGCGCGUCGGGGGCCGCGGCACCAGCCCCGCCGCCUUGAGUCGCGCCUGGGCUUCGCAGUGGGAGGCGGACGUGGCGCCCGAGCCCGCAGCGCCGCCGGCCGCCGCCUCGCCCCCCGACAGCCCGGCCGAGGGCCGCCUGGUGAAGGCGCAGUACAUCCCGGGCGCGCAGGCAGCCACCCGCGGCCUCCCUGGCCGCGCGGCGCGCCGCAAGCCGCCGCCGUUGACCCGCGGCCGUAGCGUGGAGCAGUCCCCGCCCCGGGAGCGCCCUCGGGCCGCGGGCCGCCGCGGACGUGUGGCCGAGGCCUCGGGUCGCCGGGGCUCACCCAGGGCGCGCAAGGCCGCGCGCUCCCAGUCCGAGACCAGCCUGCUGGGCCGCGCCGCCGCCGCGCCGCCGGGCGCCCCCAAGUACCCCACGGCCGAGCGGGAGGAGCCCCGGCCGCCCAGGCCCCGCGGUGGCCGCGCGCCCACGCUCGCGGCCCAGGCCGCCGGCUCCUGCCGCCGCUGGCGCUCCACGGCCGAGAUCGACGCCGCCGACGGGCGCCGCGGGCGGCCCCGCGCCCCUGCAGCCCGCGGCCCCGGGCCAGGCCCGUCCCCGUCGGUCCCCCAGCGCCGUCUGCUCUAUGGCUGCGCGGGCAGCGACUCGGAGUGCUCGGCCGGGCGCCUGGGCCCGCUCGCUCGCCGCGGGCCUCCGGGCGGCGUGGGCGGCGGCUACGGGGAGAGCGAGUCCAGCGCCAGCGAGGGCGAGUCGCCUGCCUUCAGCUCUGCCUCCAGCGACUCAGAGGGCAGCGGUGGCCUCGUGUGGCCGCAGCAGCUAGUGGCCGCCACCGCCGCCGCAGGGCCAGUCGGGGGUGCAGGUGGAGGGGCGCCCACGGGCCCCGCCAAAGUCUUCGUGAAGAUCAAGGCCUCCCACGCUCUGAAGAAGAAGAUACUGCGUUUCCGUUCGGGUUCUCUCAAGGUCAUGACAACGGUGUGAGUUUGGGGAUCUGCUUGGGCUCCCCCUUUAUGGCCUCUGCACCUCCACACUCCUGAUCACUGGCCCUUCCAUGCCCACCUUCCAAAGACCACCAUUCUCUGUUUCCAAAGACCCUCUUCACUCCCUUCCAUGCGUAGUAGCAGUCUUGGUUAGAAAGGCUCCCCUCCCCGCCAGGGAGGAAUGAGGGGAGGACCCUGAUCCAUCCAUUCAGCCUUUGGCUUCCAAGCCCAGGAGCAAGAAAGUUCCCCUUUCGUGGGCUUCACUUUCCUCAUCUGUGCAAUGGGUGUCCCUGUUUGCAAGAGGGGUGAUUCUGUUUGAAUUUCCCCUUUUAGUGUAGAAGUAUAGUCUGUUCCCUUCACUUCUCUCCCUGAACACUCUCAUUUCUUUCUGUGCCCAGAUUUGUCCCCCUCUCAUUCACAAAGUGCCCCCUUCAUGUCCCUGGAUCCUUAGGCUGUCCCCUUGGCACCCAGGUCAGAGACACUGUGUCUGACUCAGGUGGUGCCUGCAGAGUGCCCUGGGAAGGGAAGGAGCACUGACUUCGGGGUUUUGAGGGUCAAGUAGGAGUUGGCGACACCUGGGAAGGACUCUUUCACCUCUAUUCCUGGACAGUUAUGGAGGAUUGGGAGGUAAAGAGGGGAAGGAAGAUGGUUUCUAUCUCAUGCCUCCACUGUGAGGGAGAGUGGGGGAAGCUGGAUGACCCUCAGCUGUUCCAGUUUUUUUUUUCUUUUUUAAAAAAUUAGUGUAUUUAUUAUGACGAUGGUGACUCCCCCGUGCACAGGGGGGCCAGAUUCUGUGUGUUUCUCUAACCUCUUUGUAAAUAAAUGCACAAUGUUACAUA
Molecule: messenger RNA, 2799 nt
Organism: Urocitellus parryii (Arctic ground squirrel)
Lineage: Eukaryota; Metazoa; Chordata; Mammalia; Rodentia; Sciuridae
Source: RefSeq, a predicted model, not a curated record